Molecule: messenger RNA, 480 nt
Organism: Penicillium malachiteum
Lineage: Eukaryota; Fungi; Ascomycota; Eurotiomycetes; Eurotiales; Aspergillaceae
Product: F-box domain protein
Exons: 1
Coding region: 1-480 (159 amino acids)
Molecular function (GO): protein binding
Source: RefSeq, a predicted model, not a curated record
AUGCCUUCAUCAGAAGAUUCAGAACAACCCCAUCCACCAACAUCAUCAAUGAGAAGACGUCGCACCGUAUUAUUGGAUCUUCCCUCGGAAAUCCACCUCCAGAUCUCAUCAUAUCUCCUGUACCCAGAUGCGCUAGCUCUGAAACACACUUGCCGCCAUUUCUACAGCCUAGUGUAUACGGGUGUACACCUUAAAGUUGACUGGCUCGUUCAGCGAUUCGAGCGCAGGCUCGAAUGUCCCAUGGAGAAAUGCUCGUUCCGCACAGAUGAAGUCUUCUGCAAUGCUAAAAUUCGUGGCAUCAUGGAGCGUCGACGAUGGCAUCUUGAGUGUCGACCUGAAUCAGGUGGCUGCUGGGUUAUUGAGGGACAGAGUUGCAGUGCGAAUUUGGUGCAUACGUGGAUGAAGAGACACCAGAAGUAUUACAGAAACAAGCGGAUUGGGAAUUUGAUUCGCGAAGGUGAGAAUAGUGAUCCAUAUUGA